GGUCGUUAGUUUCCAAUGACGAGACCACCCUUCCCGCUUUCCCUGAGAAGAACCAUAUCCUCCUCUCUGCUUCUGUACUUCAUGCAUGGCCUGCUUUCCUUUUACAACCCCACAACUCUCCCAGUUCAGAUCAACAAAAACAACCAAAUUUCUCAGUUCCAAUGAACCAAUCCAUUUUACAGAAUUCAAUGGAACCACCAGAAAUCAUCAAACUUUGUAUAAAUCUUACUUUCACUCCAUAUCUUCCCUUUGCAAAGAUGGCCAAAUUCAACAAGCUGUGGACUUACUCACUGAAAUGGACUCAAAAAAUUUUCCAGUUGGACCUGAAAUAUACGGUGAAAUACUCCAGUGUUGCGUUUAUGAACGAGAUCUUUUUACAGGUCAGCAAAUUCAUGCUCAAGUUCUCAAAAAUGGUGCCUUCUUUGCAAGAAAUGAGUACAUUGAGACAAAGUUAGUUAUUUUUUAUGCCAAGUGUGGUGCUUUCGAUGUUGCUAAUAAUUUGUUUAGUAGAUUGAGGGUAAAGAAUGUGUUUUCUUGGGCUGCUGUUAUAGGAUUGAAGUGUAGGUUUGGGUUAAAUGAAGAGGCUUUAAUGGCGUUUUCUGAGAUGCAAGAAAAUGGGUUUUUUCCAGAUAAUUUUGUGGUUCCUAAUGCAUUGAAAGCUUGUGGUGCUUUGCAGUGGCUUGGGUACGGGAAAGGGGUUCACGGGUAUGUCGUGAAGGUGGGUUUUGAUGGGUGUGUCUUUGUUGCAAGUAGUUUGAUUGAUAUGUAUGGCAAGUGUGGUGUUUUGGAGGAUGCAAGGAAAGUCUUUGAUGGGAUGGUUGAGAGGAAUGUAAUAGCUUGGAAUUCGAUGAUCGUUGGUUAUAUGCAAAAUGGGAGGAAUGAGGAAGCAAUUGGGGUGUUCUGUGAUAUGAGAAUGGAAGGAGUUGAGCCCACUCGGGUAUCCAUAUCAAGCUUUUUAUCAGCUUCGGCAAAUUUAGGUGCAAUAGAUGAGGGAAAGCAGGGGCAUGCAAUUGCUGUCUUAGGUGGAUUAGAAUUGGAUAACAUUUUGGGUAGUUCUGUUAUAAACUUUUAUUCCAAGCUUGGUUUGAUUGAGGAUGCGGAGCUUGUUUUUGUUAGAAUGCUCGUGAGGGAUGUAGUGACAUGGAAUCUGAUGAUUUCAAGUUAUGUGCAAUGCGGAUUGAUUGAGAAGGCGCUCAAUAUGUGCCAUCUGAUGAGAUUAGAAAAUUUGAGAUUUGACUGUGUGACUCUAUCAUCAAUAUUGACUGCAGCUGCCAAUUCAAGCAGUAUAGAAAUUGGUAAAGAGGGUCACUGUUAUUGUAUUCGGAACAACCUUCAAUCUGAUGUUGUUGUUGCAAGUAGCAUCGUAGAUAUGUAUGCCAAAUGUGGAAGAAUUGAUUGUGCCAGACAAGUAUUUAGUUCUACAACUAACAAAGAUAUCAUAUUAUGGAAUACACUAUUGGCUUCUUAUGCAGAUAUUGGCCACGGUGGUGAGGCCUUGAAGUUGUUUUAUCAGAUGCAGUUAGAGAGUGUGCCACCAAAUGUAACAUCAUGGAAUUCUCUGAUUUUAGGAUUUAUUAGGAAUCACCAGUUAAACGAGGCUAAAGAGUUAUUCUCGCAGAUGCAAUCCCUUGGUGUCCACCCUAACCUUAUAACUUGGACUACGCUUAUCACUGGUCUGGCUCAUAAUGGUUUUCAAGAUGAGGCAGUUCAGAUUUUUCAAAAAAUGCAAGAAUCUGGGAUCAAACCCAAUACAAUAAGCAUCAGUAGUGUACUCUCAGCUUGCACAAAUGUGACAUCAUUACCGCAUGGUCGAGCAAUCCAUGGAUAUGCUAUAAGGCAUGACCUUGGUUCACAGAUUUCAGUUUCAACAGCUUUAGUUGACAUGUAUGCUAAAUGUGGAUAUUUAAGUCAAGCAAAGAGGGUGUUUGAUAAUACCUUAAGCAAGGAAUUGCCUGUUUAUAAUGCAAUGAUUUCUGGUUAUGCAUUACAUGGUCAAGCUGGAGAAGCUCUUGCAGUGUAUAAACAUCUAGAGGAGGCUGGUAUAGAACCAGAUGGCAUAACUUUUACUACUGUCUUAUCUGCAUGCAGCCACAAUGGGCUGAUAAAUGAAGGUUUGGAGAUUUUUUUUGAUAUAGUUUCUAAACAUCAUUUCAGGCCAAGCAUGGAGCAUUAUGGCUGUGUAGUUAGUCUUCUUUCUCGGUCUGGUAAUUUGGAUGAAGCUAUUAGGCUUAUUCACGCAAUGCCAUAUGAACCAGAUGCAUAUAUAAUUGGAUCACUGCUUGCUACAUGCAGAGAGCAUAAUGAGAUUGAACUUGGGGAGCACCUGGCAAAGUAUUUAUUAGAAUUGGAACCAGAUAAUUCAGGUAAUUAUGUGGCAAUUUCAAAUGCAUAUGCGGCUUCAGGAAGGUGGGAUAAAGUAAUAAAAAUAAGGGAUUUAAUGAAAGAAAAAGGCUUAAAGAAGAGUCCUGGGUGCAGCUGGAUACAAAUAGGUGAGAAACUUCAUCCCUUUUUUGCUGGUGAUGGAUCACACCCCAAGACCAAGCAAAUACAUGCUACACUGGCUUUAUUGGGAAUCGAAAUGAAUUUUAGUGCUUAAACUCUGUUCUUGAGCACAAAUCACAUUAGUAGGUAAAAAUUAAGCACCCCAAGGAGACUAGAGAGACCGUCAGGUUAAGCAAAGAAAAGCAAAGAACCAAGGGGCAGUAUUUUUGCUUCACAGAAAGAAUUGUGCAGAAUUUUCAGCCUGGACUGUUUCAUUGAAGAGUUGAUGAGGAUUUAUCUGAAUUACCUGACUCGAUAAGCUGUUAGCAGCUUCGAGUCAGCCACAUUAAAUAUGUUGAAAGGAUGGAGAAUACACCCUGACUCAGCUCAAUCUGGAUUGCUACUUGCACAAUAUGCAAUGUGGUUCGAUCUGUCCAUACUUAGCAAAACAAAGUACAUUGAAUAAUAUAGCUGCUCAGCAGCUAUGCUUCCUCAGUUUCUGGGAUUCCAAACAAAAAAUUUUUACCGGUUUCAUGCCAUUGGGCAGGAUUAUUGCAAUUUCAGAGAACAUCAUCAUGGUUUUAGAUACUAUUCACAUCUGCAUUUGUGUAGUUGAGGAUCUUGGGUUUAAGCCUUUUUGCUGGUAUAACCAGGUCAUUUAAUGUGUAAAUAUUGUAAUACAUCCAAACUUUCAAUCUAAAAGGGAUUCAUGUACAUCUUAAGACUACAGAAUUGAUAUAUGACAGCUCUUGGACAUUUCCUCCCUAAACUCGAACUU
Molecule: messenger RNA, 3259 nt
Organism: Theobroma umbraticum
Lineage: Eukaryota; Viridiplantae; Streptophyta; Magnoliopsida; Malvales; Malvaceae
Gene: CRR21
Product: Tetratricopeptide repeat (TPR)-like superfamily protein
Biological process (GO): RNA modification
Molecular function (GO): RNA binding; protein binding
Source: RefSeq, a predicted model, not a curated record